Messenger RNA from Linum tenue, 597 nucleotides. The record is from the annotation of a GenBank genome assembly. NCBI's taxonomy places the organism in Eukaryota, Viridiplantae, Streptophyta, Magnoliopsida, Malpighiales, Linaceae.
AUGGCGGACACAGGUCUGAGCUCUUCAGGAUCGCCGCCGCGGCGGCAGCGAUCCACUCACGAAAUGGUCUAUUCGGGACUAGGGAACAUGAUCAGGAUGCUCCCCACGGGCACCGUGUUCAUGUUCCAGUUCCUCAACCCUGUCCUGUCCAACAACGGCAAAUGCCAGAGUAGUGUCAACAAGUACAUGGUCGGCGCCCUGCUGGCAGUCUGCGGCUUCAGUUGCUGCUUCACUUCCUUCACCGACAGUUAUGUCGACGCUGAUGGGAAGAUCCGCUACGGGAUCGCCACGUUUAGAGGGUUCUGGCCAGCGUCGGAUUCCGGCGGGACGGAUUUUUCGGGUUACAGGGUUGGGGUUGGGGAUUUCUUCCACGCGUUCUUGUCGAUGGUUGUUUUCGCGACUGUUUCUCUGCUGGAUGGGAAUACGGUUUCCUGCUUCUACACGGCGUUUGAGUCGCAACAGAAAGUGUUGCUGAUGGCUCUGCCGCCGGUGAUUGGAAUGGUUUCGAGUGCGGUGUUUGCGGUCUUUCCGAACAAGCGGCGUGGUAUUGGGUACCCGCCGGGUAGCGAUGAUGAUGAUGAUAGCAAGACUUCCUGA